Messenger RNA from Cucumis sativus (cucumber), 3960 nucleotides. RefSeq names its product pentatricopeptide repeat-containing protein At5g46460, mitochondrial. Gene Ontology annotation, molecular function: protein binding; RNA binding; zinc ion binding. NCBI's taxonomy places the organism in Eukaryota, Viridiplantae, Streptophyta, Magnoliopsida, Cucurbitales, Cucurbitaceae. Gene Ontology annotation, biological process: RNA modification. The transcript is spliced from 2 exons. The record is from RefSeq and is a predicted model, not a curated record. Bases 176 to 2314 code for a protein of 712 amino acids.
CCAAUUUAGGGUGCAUGUGCUCCACCCCUACGUAGCUCGAACCCUGGUCAUCGUGUGCUGGCUCACUUGCUUGCAUCAAAGUCAAGAGAUGGUGCGCUUUUUAUGCGCUUGAUUUCUCGUCCCUCUCAAAUGCAAAGCGAAGCGAGUGAAUUGAACUCUCGCUGAACGUUGGCCAAUGGCAAUGCCAAUCGUUGGCGCCAAAUUAUUAACUACCAAAAUUUUGCCAUUCUCAUUCCAACUCUCGGUCUCCAUUGUACGUACUACCAGUUCUUUGAUUUCCUAUAUUUGUUUGUUUGGAACAAAAAAAUUAUCUAUUUUGACCACGCCUCCUUCCAAUUAUUUGCUCUCUUUCCAUUUAAGAAACGGAAGAAUCGAUGAAGCUCGAUCGUUAUUUAAUAAGAUGUCGUCUCCUGGUGUUAACUUAUACACUAUGAUGAUUGGGGGUUAUGCAGAUGAAGGUAGGCUUGAGGAUGCUCUGAAACUUUUCUAUGAAAUGCCUGUGAAGGAUUUGAUUUCAUGGAAUUCUAUGCUCAAAGGGUGUCUCAAAUGCGGGGAUUUAACUAUGGCUUGUAACAUGUUCGACAAAAUGUCUGAAAGGAAUGUUGUUUCUUGGACGACGAUUAUUAAUGGGUUGCUGGAGUUUGGGAGAGUUGAGGUUGCUGAAUGCUUGUUCAGGGUGAUGCCCACUAAGGAUGUAACUGCCUGGAAUUCAAUGGUUCAUGGAUUUUUUAGUAAUGGUAGAGUUGAAGAUGCUAUAGAGUUGUUUGAGAAAAUGCCUAAUAGGAAUGUGAUUUCAUGGACUUCGGUCAUUGGUGGGCUUGACCAUAAUGGAAGGAGUUUUGAAGCUCUAGUUGUUUUCCACAAAAUGUUGGCUUCCUUCAAAGCCACAUCAAGCACAUUGGCCUGUGCAUUAACAGCUUGUGCAAACAUAUGUACUCCCUUCAUAGGUGUACAGAUUCAUGGUCUAAUUGUUAAGACUGGUUAUUGCUUUAAUGAGUAUAUAUCUGCUUCCCUUAUAUCAUUUUAUGCUAACUGCAAGCUUAUAGAUAAUGCUUCUAGCAUUUUCAAUGAUAACGUGAGUAGAAAUGUUGUGGUCUGGACAGCUCUUUUGACAGGAUAUGGAUUGAACUGUAGGCACACAGAUGCGUUACAGGUUUUCAAGGGCAUGAUGAGAAUGAGUGUACUUCCUAAUCAGUCUUCUCUUACUAGUGCUCUCAAUUCAUGUUGUGGUUUAGAGGCUGUUGAUAGAGGCAGGGAAGUUCAUGCUGUAGCCCAUAAGCUAGGUUUGGAAAGUGAUAUCUUUGUCAGUAACUCUCUUGUUGUCAUGUAUACUAAAUGUGGACACAUUAAUGAUGGGAUUGCUGUCUUCACAAGAAUGUCUAGAAAGAAUGUUGUGUCUUGGAAUUCAAUUAUUGUUGGAUGUGCUCAACAUGGUUUCGGGAGGUGGGCUUUGACUCUAUUUGCUCAAAUGAUUCGUACGAGGGUGGAUCCAGACGAGAUUACGCUUGCAGGACUACUUUCUGCCUGUGGCCAUUCUGGGAUGUUAACAAAAGGUAGAUGCUUUUUCAAACAUUUUGGCAAAAACUUUGGUAUUGAGAUGACGAAUGAGCACUACUCUUCUAUGGUCGACCUCUUAGGCCGAUAUGGCCAAUUGGAAGAAGCAGAAGCGUUAAUUCAUAUCAUGCCUGGUAAAGCAAACUACAUGGUGUGGCUUGCAUUGCUUAGCAGUUCCAUCAACCAUUCAAAUGUGCAUGUAGCUGAAAGAGCAGCAAAAUGUGUGUUGGAUCUACAACCAAACUGUAGUGCUGCUUAUACAUUACUCUCAAAUUUGUAUGCUUCUACUGGAAAAUGGACUGAAGUUUCCAAAAUACGGAAAAAGAUGAAAGAUGAAGGGAUUUUAAAACAACCUGGGAGUAGCUGGAUUACAAUCAAAGGAAUCAAGCACAAUUUCAUUUCGGGAGAUCAGUCGCAUCCAUUGAGCAGAAAGAUAUACCAAAAGCUGGAAUGGCUUGGCGGAAAGUUGAAGGAACUGGGUUAUGUGCCUGAUCCUAAAUUCUCGUUCCACGACGUCGAGACGGAGCAAAAGGAAGAGAUGCUGUCUUAUCAUAGUGAGAGACUUGCUAUUGGGUUUGGAUUAAUCAGUACAGUUGAGGGUAGUACAAUAAUAGUAAUGAAAAACCUCCGUAUUUGUGGGGAUUGCCAUAAUGCUGUCAAGCUUACAUCAAAAGUUGUUGGUCGCGAAAUCGUAGUAAGAGACCCGAGCCGCUUUCAUCACUUUCAUAACGGAACCUGCUCUUGUGGAGAUUACUGGUAGCAACUGCGGUGGUUCAAAACAUGUUUUGAUAAUGAAUUCCAUAAUGCUCAAAAGAUCAUGGUCACAUGAAGAGGAAGAAAACAAAAUAAUCAAUUAUAUCAACCACUUUGAGAGUAUAUCCUCAUGAAGUAGAACAAGAAGCUAGAAUCUUCAAGUACUCAAAAAGGAGAGUUUUUGGCCUUCCGAAGUGAUCGAUACAGCUAUAUAUCAACAGAUGAAUCUCGAAGAAAAACAGUGAAAAGAAUCCAGUGAACUGAAAGAUCCUAAAUCAGAUUUCACUUUGAAUUAAACCCUAGAAAUUCGCAAGAUGACAGCUACAGAGAGAGAAGAAGAAGGCAAUUCAUCCACCACGAAUAUUGUAGAAAUCAAGAACGAACUAGUUGAAUUUGAACCAGAACCAGAACAAGAAGAUAUUAACGGUCUGUUGAACCUAGCGUCGAAGGAUGCCUAUUUCUAUGAUGGUCAACCUCAAAUAGAGAUUGAGAAGGAGGAAGAUGCCGAAGAAUCUGAGAGGUCAACGAAACGAAUAAGAACCGCAGAACCCGACGAAGAAGAAUCAUCGUCGAUAAAGAAUGCCUCGAAUUUGGAUGUAAAUCAACUUGAAUUGGGAAUCGAUCCUCUUGAAGUAAUGGAGGAAAUCAUAUUGAAAUACCACGACCUCAUUAACGAAAUAUAUCAAAUGUUGAAAGAUGAACAGAAAGAUGAACAGAAAGAUAAACAGAAAGAUGAACAGAAAGAUGAACAGAAAGAUGAACAGAAAGAUGAACAGAAAGAUGAACAGCAAGAUGAACAGAAAGAUGAACAGAAAGAUGAGCAGGAAGAUGAGCAGGAAGAUGAACAGACAGAUGAACAUAAGAAAGUAAAAAUCCAAUGGCAGAAAUGGCGAGAUAUUCUUGACAAAGGAAAUCUGAUGGUUGAGGAUCUGAAUGGAAGUUUGAAAACGGUGGAAAUAGAAAUGGAAUGGAUGAAAUCCGUAGAUGAAUUACAUAGAGAAUAUUCUAUAAGAAAAACCCAUGUUCCUGAUCUACUAGCUUUACUUCGAGACAUAAAUGAGCGUAUAGAAUCAUCACCUAAUUUCAAAGUUGUUUCAGACAUGAAGAAAAGGGAUGGAGUGUUAAAAAUGUGUUUAGAUGAACUUGAGACAUCCCAGGAAGAAUUGGCUGAAAUGGUUGAAGUAAUCCAAGAACUGAAGGAAUUACAUUUACAAGAUGAUGAAGAUGAUGAAGCUGUAGCAGGUAGAAUACUGGAAGAAAUAGGAGUUGAAGAGGUUGAAAAAUUUAAUGCAGAAUUUGAUGAAGUGCUAAAAGAAAUGGAUGAACUUGAUGAUGUGCUAAAAGAAAUGGGGUAUAGAACCUGCUGAAGGAACAGAUCAGUAAGUAAUGGUAGCACAAAAUUUUUGCUACUUUUCUACGAUUUGAUCUUUCAAAAUUGUUUUAGUUUUAGUUUGUUGAUAGGUGAAAUCUCUGUGCAAUCCUUUUCUUUUUCCUUUUCUUUUCCUCUGAUUUCAUUAGAAAUUUUACGUUCUUUCCAUUAGAAAACCCUAAUUCCUGGAAAAUUUGUAGUCUCUGUCCAUUUCUAGUUGUGGGUGUUCAGGAUAUUGAUGUUUUUUUACACUAUCUAAACACAAUUAGUGAGUGUUUUAAUCA